This is a messenger RNA of Phalacrocorax carbo (great cormorant), 14595 nucleotides long. NCBI's taxonomy places the organism in Eukaryota, Metazoa, Chordata, Aves, Suliformes, Phalacrocoracidae. The record is from RefSeq and is a predicted model, not a curated record.
UGGGUCUGCGCUAACGGGUCCGGGCAGCUCGGCCGGGGGCUGCUGGUUCCUGGAGCCCCGUUUCGCCAACCCCAUUGAGACCCCUGUCCAGAGGGAGAGGGGGUGAUAUUCCAAAGAAAAUUGAAUUUUCCGCUAAGCAAUAACAGUGAACCGUGUGAGCUGGGCAAAAGAGAAUUUGGUAGCCAGAGAAGGGAGCCGAAAAAUAGGGAAGCAUUUGUUUUGAGACUAUAUCCUUGAAGAAGAACUGAGAGACUGAUGAAAAGGAGCAUCCCGCCUCAGAAGAUGCCAAAAGCUGGGUGGUAGUCAAGUAUAUAGUCAAGGAGGACAACUAAUUGGGAUGUUGUUAUUACUAAACCACCAAGAUGCAUUUCAGGCUGGAAGCAUUUAUCCUGACGCAUUUUAUCCUUCAAUCUGCAAAAGUGGAAUAUUCCAUGAUGUGUCUGAAGACACUCACUGGUCACCAUUUCUCAGUACAAGUAUUCGUUACAUCAGAAGGAAUUAUCCUCAGCCUUGGGAAGAGGCUACAGAGAAGCUGGUGGCUUUCCUGUUUGGAAUUGCCUCACAUAUGGUGGCAGAUGUCAGCUGGCAUAGCCUGGGCAUCAACCAAGGAUUUCUGAAGACCAUGGGAGAAAUUGAUUUUCAUGGUUCAUACUCAGACGCUCACAAUGUUGGCGAUUUUGGAGGAGAUGUGCUGAGUCAGUUUGAGCUGGACUUCAGUUAUCUGGCAUCAAAUUGGUAUGUACCCGUCAAAGACCUAGCAGCUAUCUAUAGGGAGUUUUAUGGAAGAGAGAUCAUAACUGAAAGCACAAUUACUGACUGUACUUACCUGCUGUUUCUCGAACUGCAUGGAGAAAGGCUUGCAAUUGCCAAGCUUUUUCCAACAUAUGCUAGCAAAUCUCCAUUCCUGGUGGAGAAGUUCCAUGAGUAUUUCCUCGGAGGAGUGGAUGACAUGGCUUUCUGGACAAACAAUAUUUUUGAUGCGACGAGCCACAUGCUAGAGAAUGGAACCAGUGGCUGCUUCCUGCCUGAGAACCCUCUGUUUAUAAACUGCACAAGGGAGCACAAGGACAGCUAUGUCAGAAAUAAACAAUCAAAAAAUGAACGUCACAAGAACACGACUUCUUUACUUUCAAAAACUCUUGAAAAGAAUAUAAAUUAUACAGAGAGGGGAGUUCACUUCAACAUACAACCUUGGGCAACAAAUUCCCUUGACCUGAUAAACCGUGCUUUUGCAACCAGUGUCUGGAGACCAUUAGCAGCUACACAUCAAAAGUCUUCUAAGUACAUCUCCAAGCCAGCAGCUUCAUAUUUUCUGACUUCACCCUAUGCUAGACUUGGAUGGGCAAUGGUCUCAGCUGACCUAAACCAGGAUGGAUAUGAAGAUCUGGUGGUCGGAGCACCGGGGUACAGCACACUGGGCCACGUUCAGAUAGGACGGGUGUACGUGGUCUAUGGCAACCAGUCAGGUUUGCCGCCAGAGGACAUGGAUCUAGAUGGGAAAGCUGACCAAGUACUACAGGGUCAUCAGCCUUCAGGAAGAUUUGGUUCUGCCUUGGCAGUCCUGGACUUCAAUGAGGACGGGGUACCAGAUCUGGCAAUUGGAGCACCUUCUGUGGGAUCUCAGUUUCUAACUUACAAAGGUGCUGUGUAUGUCUAUUUUGGCGCUGAGGGAAGAGGCUUGGCAUCUCAACCAAAUGUGACCAUAACUUGUCAGUAUUCCUACUGUAAUCUUGGCUGGUCCAUCCUGGCAGCUGAUGUGGAUGAGGAUGGAAAAGCUGAUCUGGUUGUGGGCUCUCCAUAUGCUCCUGGUGGUGGGCAGCAGAGAGGAUUUGUUGUUGCAUUUUACUCUUAUUUCAACAGGAGUGAUGAAGGACUUCUGUCAGUAGAGGAUGCCAACUGGAUGGUGAAGGGGGAAGAAAACUAUGCUUGGUUUGGAUUUUCACUUGACAGCUGCCAGCUGGAGAACGUAACGUUGCUGCUGAUUGGUAGCCCAAUGUGGAAGAGUUAUGCUGGCGGCAAUCCCUUCUCAUCGGAUGUCAGACAAAGUGUUGGGAAGGUGUAUGGGUAUAACCCACCGAGCACAAAACACUGGUUUGCAGUAACUGGAGACAAGGCGAUGGGCAGAAUGGGUUUGUCUCUGGCCAGUGGUGUGAUGUCUGUGGCUGGGAUCACAAGGACAGUUUUGGCGGUAGGCGCACCUACUGCAGAUAGCCUGUCUAGGAUUUCAUUUAUAUCCUCAGUGCUGCACCAAGCUGGACUGGCUCUGGUAUAUGACCUGACAGACAGCACCAAGCCUACUUUGCUCAGCACAUUCAGCGGGGACAGGAGGUUUUCUCGCUUCGGAGGAGAUGUAUAUUUAAGUGACCUGGAUAAUGAUGGACUAGAUGAAAUGAUUGUGACAUCCCCACUGCGAACUAACAGUAUCACCACAAUACUGGUUGGUGGGGCAGCUGGCCGUGUUUACAUUUACAAUGGAAAGCAGGCAUCCUCAGGGAAUGUGACAGGCCACUGCAAAUCAUGGAUAUCUCCCUGUCCUGAGGACUGGGCACAGUAUGUCCUGAUUUCUUCUGAGGAACUAUCAAGAUUUGGGAGUUCUGUUAUCACUGUGAAAUCUGAAAGAAAGAAAGAAGUUGUAGUGGCAGCAGAGAGAAGUUCGGCAAAAGCUCGCCUUGGUGGAAGGAUUUUCGUCUACUCGCUCUAAAAGGUCAUGGUAGCCUUUACGCCCAGGGCACAGCUGGUCUUUUAGUGAAGAAUCUCCAUACUGUCUGUGAUACUUUCCUCAAGCCACACAAAUCACUAGACCACACGACAGCAAACUUUUGCUAUAAAGAUGUCCCAGAUAGCUAGAUGGGGUCCUAGGCAGUGCUGAGGGAGGGAGGAUGGGCACUGUUUUUUAAUUGAAGGGGAUUAUGAGCAUUCAUGGUGGUUUGGCUUACAAACCAACCAAAACUGUCAGUCAUGUAAAAGCACAAAUUAAUUCUGUUGUGAGCAGUAGCAUCACUUAAUCUAGAACAAGCAAGCUGGUCAGAAAACCUUUUAGAAGCUGAAACGAGCAGGCAGCUAGAUUUUGGUAGUCCUAUUUGGCUACCUAAGUUCAGUGUUCAGUGGUCGCCGCCUUUACUGGUCAGAUUUGAGUAUUUUCUUGACAAAACCAGGAAAGAGUAGCACCUCGUUCACAAUUCCUUGCAUACUGUGAUACAGACGGGGGUUCUAAGAUAUCAAAAGUUGCUGUCAAAAUAAUAAGCACGGAGGAGGGGCAGCUCUAAGCCAGACAGAAAGGUGGGUGCCAAUCAAAAAGACUGCCUCUGUCUCUGAGCAAGUCUUGAAGCCUCCAUUCCGGGUGUAGAACAGCUGGGGCUCCCAGGGAGAAGAGCGCAAGCAGGCUGAUUAAGUUUUAGGAAAUGCUUUUGCUUUCGCACUCGUGGCUGAGACUACUCUGACACCCUUUCUUUGUAUCUUCAUGUAAAAUUCCAUGACCAUGGUAAUGUAGAAUCGUUAACAGCUUUUAUUGUUAACAGUAUUGUCUUCAACUAAUUAACACUAAUUUUGUAUGACGCAGGUUUAAGAGUGUGCAUCAAUUACCUAUUAAACAACUUGAGCAGCAAGAUGUGAUGCUCUCUUCCCAACACUAGUCUGUAGACACAUACGUAUACAUACGUAUUUCCUCUCUCUUGCCCCCUUCACAAAUGUAAAGCAUUAUUUUUAUUUUAAAUAACACAAGUCAGUAGAAUACCACAGAGUUCUAAAGGUCAUACUCCAAGAUGACAGACCUCAACUUACCUUCUUAGGAAUUCUCUCAUGCUGGUUUUUUUAAAAAAAAAAAAAAAGGCAAAGAGAACAUUAGCUUGAUGUGUAAAUCCAUUCUGACAUCUAUUCUGGGGACUUUACCUGCCCAAAUAGCAGAAGACUUAAAAAAAAAACCCACAAAAUUUUGAACUUUAUGAAGGAAGCAACUGGACAAACUGGGUGCACAGUACUUGCCUUACAAAUCUCUGCACUGUGGCGCGAGGCAAAAUGAGCUGUGUAUUUAAGGGCAGAAGAAAAAGUUGUCCUUUUUACAUGAAAGUUGAUGAAACCAGUAUGCUGCGUAGCAAUUCCAUUCUGCACAUACAGCCUCCACUGGCUUUGGUUUUUUUUCUGCGUAUGAGCUCAGAGUAAUUUCAUUGCACAUGAAUGCAUUUUGAUUACUUGAAUUUUAAGAAAACUGUUAAACAUUUGCAUAUGUCUGUAGAGAAAGGCAGUCUUGUAAAAGAUGUGUCUUCCUCUCGGUGCUUUUAUUGUGCUUUAAGUCAGUUACGUACAGGAAAAGGAGUCAAUACGGUUCACAGAGGCCUCUCUGCGCAGAAAACAGAGCUUGGAAAGCUUAUACAAAAGCUUCCCGAACAGCCGCACCAACACGUUUCAGUCCUGGCCUAAUGCAACUACAACUCCGUUGAAAACAUCAGCAUCCAUAUCCCUUCACACACUGGGGUUUAUCAGCCAAAAUAAGCGAGCCAUUUUUUUCCACUGAAAUGCUCAGUUUAGAAGUUUUUUACAGCUCUACCUCCUAAGCAAAAAGGCUGCAAAAAAUUCAGCUAAAAACCUCAAAGAACAUUACAAACCCCAUUUAUUUUCUCAAAUUCUCAUGCCUUUUAUAUCUGCAGUUGAAGUCACAUACAGAACAACCAUUUGAAAAUAAUUAUGUACAGCUGAUUUUUACCAAACUAGGAUCACAGGCCUGCGUAUAACUGUAAUUUAUGUACCCUUUUAUUUCCAUUUUUGACUUGUUAGUCCUGAGUAAAAAACGUUCACAGCUACAGUCACUGUCCUUUCAUCCCUGCCAGUACAGCGAGUUACCUGGUGGCACCUAAGGAGCUGCUCACUGUAUGUUACAGAGAGGUUAAAAAACUCCUGAUGAGAAACAGACAGUUUGUGACCUGAUGUAGGAGGAUUCCAUGCUCCCUCCUCUACAGACUGAGACAGACCAGUGGAGAACUACGCCCUCAGAGAUAAAUUCUAAGAAAAAACAGAGAUACUGGGCAUAAUAAUUUUACUCCUUCCUUCAGUCCAUCACAGGACACCAGGCUUCCACACCCUUUACUAACCCUUACUGUGGCGCAGGCUAGUCCAUGCUUCGUCUUGUCUUCUUGGAGAGGAAAGAGGGAACGCGGAGCCCAGCUUAAGAGAAACUUAACAACCGGUCUGUUGAUUUUUACCAGCCUUUGAGUCGGUCCUUAUGACAACAUGAGGAGUAGUUAACCCGCAGCUGUAUCAGUGCACGUUGAACUAGUGGCAGACGGCAAGCACAAGUGUGCAUGAUCAACAGGCCCGCUUUUCCUGUUACUAAAACUGUGUAUGUUUUGGGCCUAAAUUAAUUGUUAAGGAAUACCCAAGAUAAGUAGCUACAUUAUAAAACCUGUUAUUGCUCACUUAAAAUAAGGGAAACUAUUAUUUCUGGUUACUGCCAAUUUAGAGGUGAUGCUUUACAAGAGAUGCAGGUAUGAUUUUUGCUGCGGAAAAUCUAUUCUUGAAAUUACAACAGGGACUUAAAAAAAAAAAAUCCAUUAAAAAGGCCACUUUUGGGGUGGAUUUUAGUUUUACAUUUGAAGUCAGAUUCCUAAAUCUGGAGCUUAGAACCAGAGUUAUUAAUGAAUGCUGACUCCUGACAUCCUUUAAGCUGAAAAUACUGUUCUCUUUAAGAAAGGCCAUUACACGAAGAGGUAUUUGACAGAAACACCUGAAAUUAGAAUGCCCAAAAAUAAGUACAUGUACAUGAUACAGAAAACUAAUAAAACAUUUGUGGGGUGGAGGUGAGACUACUGUGGAAAGCAUGUUGCUGCUUUCCCUUGUGUUUCUUUCCUUUUGUGUGCGAGUGUUAAAAUCUCACCACAGGGUUUUGGCACAAAGUAUAUAUUAAAUUAGCAAGCUUAGAAAUUCUUGCCGUUUUCAGUAGGGAAGAACAAAUGCAAAGAAAGCGUCCAAAGUCCACCCUGUAACAAUAAAAGUCUCUUCAUUCCUGCUGCUCCUAUUGGUUUGUUAAUGUGCUUCUGCUCAGCCCAAAUGUUUCUGCUUUGAGGUUGUUCUUUAUCUCCACUCUUCCAAACGCUGGCUGUGAUUUUUUCAAAACUGCAGGAACCUAGGCAAGAUACAAAAUAGCCUGUGAUUACAUGAGAAGCUGCUGUAUAUGCAGCAGAAGGAAAUACAUCUUCAGAGAGGCCCAAAUCCUGAUUAUUCUCCUCUUAUUUUCAGAACACUGUCUCUGUCUUCUCCCUCCCUAAUCCCUUUCAGUACAUUUCUCCGAGCCAGGUCAGUAUGUGCUGGCAUCGGUUUUGAGCAACACUUGAGGAUAGUCCAGUUAGUUUUAGCCACGGUAAACAAACUACUUCCAUCUGCCUCUUAGAGGCGAGGGAGGGAGGGAAGAAGGGGAGUUGAUUGGGUGGCCCUUCAUUUCUUUCUUUACUUGUAGCAACUUACUUUUGAAUCCACUGAUGCUUCCCUGUUAUGAAUAUUACAGCACAGAACAGAAGUAGAUAACACAGUCGCACAAGCUUUGGCAGGUAAGUGCCAAAAAACAGUGAAAAUGACCCACAUGAAAUCUUGCUAACCUGAAGGCGAUCUCCUUGGAAAUCUUCAUGCAGCUUGGUACAACAGGGCUCUACGAUGCCAUCAGCACCAAUAGCAAAGAUAGCUGCUGUGCAUGUGAGGAGCUAUUACAAACCUCAGACGGGGAGUCAGGACAUCACAACCAUGGCACCAUUCCCCAGAGAGAUGCUUCCGCUAGUACCUGUCCUCACUGUCCUUUUAUCUUUACCUUCUCCUUUACAAGACAGGAACUACAGAUCCAGAGUUAGUGUGUGGGUGGGAGGAGGAGGGCAGCCUCUGUUACAUCCCUCAUGAUGAACAGAGUGCUGCAGCAGCUGAGAACGCAAAUGAGGGCUGCUUCUACCACCAGCCUCAGCUUCCCUUGGGCUGCCCCGUGAAAGUAAAUACAGUGAGGAACAGACUGCAGCCUCACUUCUGGCAACAGUGAGCAGUAUCUUACUGCUCAAGCAUCUCAUUGCCAGUGCUGGGGCUUCCCACCUCAUUCAAUCCAGCUAGGGAGAACCUUUGCCUUUGUCAAGGAGCAGAAAUGGAGCUGAAUUCCCCUGUGCUCGGUGGCCCACUCCUCUACAAUGGCUUAUUUCCUGCUUUAGAAAUGGACUGUACAUGCAGGGUCUGACGCAGAAACCCUAGCCAACCAUACAUACGUGAGGAGGUAGUGGAGGUUCUAGGUGCCGCCCAAGGAAGGAAAGCAAGCGUCGCCAUAUCAGACCACUUCCCAGAAACAUAAUCCCCGUCACCAACCAAAAUAUUCUGGGGUCCUACCAACAGAACGUUCCCAUUAGUCAUGCAGCUGUCGCUUCAGGAAAGGGAUUAUCCAAAGAUAAUCUCUCACUCCCCACCAGUGUUCCCCUCCUUUAUGGGAGGAAGUAGUAAACUCUCCACCAUCAACAGCCAAGCCCCACCUUGGGAAAAGGGCUGUUUCACAGCAAAGCAUUUAAUUUAGGAAUCAUCCCAGUGUACUGUUACCGUCCCAUGCAGUUUUCCUUCCUUCAUUGGGAAGUCUCGAAAUUAAACCCUCCUAUAUUCAAUGGAUUUGGCAAGGAAGAAGCCUUUGCUUAGUUUUGGGGUGUUUCUUGUUUUAAAGAUAGCAUGUACAAUUGUAAAUUUGUACCCCCCGGUCUAACCCCACCCAGUCAAGGUAUAAACACAUAACUGACAGUGGAGGAUUUCCUCUGGUGUGCUGGCAAUGCCCUGGCUGCCUGCCAGAUACCCUUGCCAUCUGGAAGACAAAGCUAGUCUUUUCAGUAGACUAGACAAUCAUCAAAGAAACCUUCAUACUGCUUUAUAUUCAGUCCUUAUACAACCAUAAAUUUGUCUUCCCAUUUCUUUUCCACGGACACUACACAGAAAAAAGGCUGCAACACUGUGCUGUUAGCCAUAUAUCAUUUGCUUACAAGAAAGUGACCACAUGAACACAUGAAUCACUGGACUAAAUUUGGACUAAAUUAUGUUCACAUAUUACUUCAAAUCUGGACCUUGACCUAUGGAAAGAAUGAAGCUGUACUCAAUAUAAAAUGCAAUAUAAGAGUAGGGCCCAUGUUUUAUGUCACUGAUAAAGCAGCACUGAUUCCUUACCUCUUCAAGAGAUGACUCCAAGUUCAUACCAAAUGCAACUCCUAUGAGUCCAAACAGAGAGAGCGAGAAAGUCCCCAUAGUCAGCUGCAAGUUCAGUCUCAUCAUGACAUUACGGUGGCUAGAGAAGGGAGAAACAUCUGUAAGGGGAACCCAAAAAUUGAUUUGCUGCCUGAAUUCUCAAAUUCCACACAGCAUGCACUAAAACUAAAUAGUGAGAGGAAAUCAUGCUGGAGUUAGGCAGCCCAGUGACAAAGCUCAUGAAACAACAGAAUAGAGCGGCUAUCGUUUUGAAAUUGCUGCAUCAGGAUACCUCUAAGACAGCAGGUUCUGCUUAAUCAUCAGCAGACUUUCUAGCCUCGCUCACUUCUUAGAGGUGUAUAUACACAGGGUAACAGUAAAUUUCCACAGAAAUUUGUGUUCUCUCACUACUAACAGGCUGGAAUUUAUAUGUCUGUAUCCACAGGAAGCAAAACUUUACUGUUACCUUGCAAAUGAAUAUACUUACAAAGAAGCAGAGUCGGUAAAUGCUGCAGACUAUAAACUUGAGCCUGUUUUGGAGAAUUCCAUAUUCAAGUCUUCCCAAAAGGAUUUUUGUGGUUUCCUGAUGCAGCACCCACCAACUGCUUCUACAGGUAACUCCCCAGUAAAGAGGAGAACGAAUAUUAAACACCGGCCUCAAAGACAGAGUGGCACGUGCCUGCAAAUGCAAGCUACAAUUAUUUUUCACUAAGAAAGCUGACUCGUAGUGAGAACUGUAGCAUACAGAGAGAAAAUAUUCCCUCCAAAGUUAUUCUCUCAUGUAGCACUCGCUCUAUGGAAUGUACACCUGAACACCCGAGCAGCCUAGCCAGACUCUUAAAUAAUUCACUUUUGCUGAUUUAAGAGUAAACUUUCCUGAGUAGAAUUCUAUUUUGCCCCCAAAUUUGCAGACAUUUACCUUUAGUGAGUAGCUCCCCAGAAGGAUCUAGAAGCUCAGUUUCUCCUGCUAGGGAGAACUGAUGCCUAGCUAGAAAGGUUUUUACACAUACCAAUUAGGGUGUCUUGUUGCUUUGCUUUAUCCAGUUCACUAAUAAGAAAAGUGCAACGUAGCUUCUUGUGCUGUGACUGCAAGUCCAUUCAAACCCUCUUGAAGACGGAAUUCCCCAAUUUCCCUUGCAGGCAGAUUUGGGAAAGACCAGGCAGCAUUAAAUGCUGCUCAGCUUUGGGCAGUACUACAGGUAGGGUAGCUAACCUGUCCAGGUUGAUAAAGAUUAUGCUUUCUGAGUCGUCAAUCAGUACUCUGAGUUCGCGAGCUUCAUUUGCAAGAUCUUCUGCUUGUCUGUAGUAGUUCUCCAGCAGCAGCUCCAUUUCCUCUGCAUGGUCAAUCCCAGACGUACUCUCCUCACUGUGAGCAAAAAUGUGUAUUUUUCUGGUUAGCUCCAUGUUGUACAGAAGCGUGUUAGUGAUGUGUUAAGACAAGCACACAAGAGUUGUGGGGAACAGCAAACAAGAGUGCUGUUAGACACUAGAUAUCAAAAUACAGUCUUUUCAGUGAGGAACUUCCAACCAUACCAUCAGCUUAAAAUAAAAGGCAUAUUUUUAUAUCUAUCAGCUGAUCAGCAAAGGCAGUCAAUUAUUCUGAGUAGAGCAGUUAGCAUUUGAUGUGCUCGAGGCAUGCACAGCACCACAAAUCUUACUUUUUCAGAUAUUAAGAAGUUAUAAAUUCUAUAUUAUUUAUAAAGUUUAUAUUACUAUAGACGUUUUUAUUAUUUUUAAGUUAUUAUAAGGUGCUGACAAUUUUGAAAGGAGAUGUUUAACUUCUUGGUGCCCUCAAGUGGUGGAAGCUGGUAACGGUGCAGUCAAAAACUCCAAGAAUGAAACAUAACCAAAAGUCAACACACAAACAAUUACAUGGCAAGGGAGAUGUUUUACAUGUAUAUUCAAAUAGUUUAGUUGUAGGGUGUUUCAGCUGUACACGGUAAUUACUGCAAAACGUUUUUGGGAGCAUGAAGCAGCUGAAGAGUGAGCAUCAAAUGGAAGAUGCUACUCUCUAAGUGGCGCAGCAGCUUUCUCUGGAACAGGUAUGUAUGUUUCUGGCAGUGUCCUGGAUUGUUCAUCAUGUAGAUGAAAGCCCAGGCACCUGAGAUCCACAAGAGCUUGGAAAUAGCAAAGCCAGGAAUAUUCUUCGUCAUUUUUUCUUUUGUAAUAUGACCUCAUUUCUCCAGAGAGACUAAACUUUUUAAAGGAUCUCCUCCUGGCAUUGCUGACUGUUAAAGGAAGCUCUCUGAAAUGGUUUUCCAAGAAAAUAAGUGAUAUGUUUUCAGAAUCAACCGAUGUAAGCUCCCUGAGAACCUUUAAGAGAGCCCCUAGUUUCUCUCUGAUGGGGCAGAAACUGAAUGGGCUGAUUUUAAAGCCCUUCAGAACUUGAGGUUUUUAUUGCAUGCAGAUGAGAGGAGUUGCAGACUUGAAAGCCUUAGAGUACUAUCUCCUGUGUUAUAGAUUCAGCUCAAGGUCUUAUUCGAUGAGUAUCUUUACACUGGCUCCUCUGUGGAUAUACAAAGGGAAACAACAGGCAUAUGGCCUUCAAAAUAACUGACACCUGGUUUGCUUUCAUUAACUAGCCUCCAUUUGUCUCAUGAGUCUUUGACAGUCUGCCACCCCUUCACACAGAUACGAAGUCUGCCUCAUCUUUCCGGGCUCAGCUCACCAUUCCUGCUGCAAACGAUCUCUGAUGGCACCUAUGUGCCUAGCUGGGUUCGACCACACCUCCUCAGGCUUUCUGAGUUCAUAAAAUACCACACAUCACCCGCAUCAAUCCUGGAGCCAAAAGAGCUGCCCACACACUGCCAGCCUGCCUGCAAAUGUGCUGUCGUGGCUACUGUUUCCUGGAGUGCCUCAUCGACGGACUGCCUCACCGCGCCCUGCAGCACGGCUCCUGCAUUCUUCACACAGCCUCCCCCCACCGUGCAAUGGUGUCUGAAAGAAGUCAUGACUUCAGGUUUCUCCAGAUGUGAGAGUGUAAGGUGACCUUGGUAUCUUUCCUAGAUGUUCCCUACACAUUGUCUACGACGAGGCAAGAGAAGAUUUGCCAGCAGCUUGCGUUAAGCCCAAAGGAAGGCUGUAAGCAAAACCAGGAUGAAGACCAGCCGAUGGCUCAGGAGCUGCCUGGAAUUCAGAGCCCUCCCAAUACUGCUCCAGCAGAUGCAUUAGAAAUGCCAACUGCAAACCACUUCCGGAAUACUGAGUUUCUGCUGCACGUUUAGACUAUGCUUUGCAGGGCAAGAAACUUAUCUCCUGAUUUCAAACCCAUGCUGCUGGGUGAACAGUAUUAAUAUCCACAUGCAACAUGGUUAGGCGAAAGUAUUAUUCAGCAACUUCACACAGGACCCUGAAAGGUAGUUUCUGUUAUCUGCUUAAACACAGAACAUGUCUGUAUGCCCAAGAUUUAAAUACAGUUCAGCCCAAAACAUCAUCUUUUUGCUCUUUAGUUUUCACAGCGACUAGUGGUGGUGCUGCUGUGUGUUGUCUUUCACCAUGAUUUGAGAAAGUGCAACAGGACUAUUUCUGCAUGUACAUUUUCCCUGAAAUGCUGCUCUUCAAGGUGCACAAGAUUGUUCCAGAGCCUCUUUCCUUCAGGUUCUCCUGGUGAGCAAAAAGCUAGAAGCAAGGUGCUCAGAACACUUCUAACAAAGGAAGUGUGGUAUCUGACCUAUUCAAGACAAGCUUUAAAACCUGCCUGUUUUUUUAGUGAAACUGAAGAAAAUUCUCCCAGAAAGUGUUAAUUUGUAUUGAAAGAUAAUACUUGCUGCUUCUCCUCCUGCCAUCCUGCUCCCAUCCCAUUACGUACUAGAUGAGCUGGCCUAUUAUGCCAAGAACUAUUUGAAACUGCAUAAUGACUAGUGCUAAUGGAGUCUCUCUCCAAAAUGGUGAAUACAACCAUUUCUGAAGCGGCAAGCGUUAGGGCUUUAAAAAAUUAGAAAGUCUUUUUCUUUCUGCUUUUUGGCAGGGAGCACCCAGCUUAGUGUUCAAGUUCUCCUCAAACAAAACACACUGUUAAAAAAGUAUGUGGUUUCAAAAUAUACAUACAAUACUUGUGGAUCAGUCCAUUUAGAUAGACAGAGCUCUUCUAUUAAUUCUUCUUCAUCUAAGAUCUCCAGAAUUGUUUCUUUGAAAACUUUAAGAUCUGUUUCCAGUUCUGACAAGCUGAAGAAAGAACAGGCAAAAGGUCAAGUAAUCCCCACUGGCACCAGUGCACAAAGGUAAUCUCUAAAUGGGGUUGCCAGCCAGCACCCUCGCCAGAUGGAGCAGCCAGGAAAGACUUCCUUGCAGGGUUCUAAGAGCUCCUUCAAAAAAUUCUCUACAGACCACAUACUUAGCAGUGGUGGUGAUCUGCCUGGGGACCAGCGAGCUACAGACCCACACCAAAAGGGAUUCCCAUGUGUUUUCUGGAUAUAUUUGUAAGUCAGAAAAAAAACAGCGCUCCGUGAGUAUGUAGCGAGUGCAUAUUUGCGCUGUUGUACCAGAGAGGCUAAUGCAUGAAGGUACCAGUGCAUUAGUACUAAUAACCUUAAAGCACAGAUCCAAAGGCUAAUCUUGUUUUACAUUACGGGGAACAUUUUCAUUAUGUUGUUUUGUUCUCUUACGUAUUAUUUUGUUCUGUCAGAUGCUAUUUAAGAAGCUCGACUGUAUUUCUGACAACUCGGAAUAGAUUUCCCUUUUUCCGGUUCUCCCCGCAUCACUAGGAACUCCAUCUACCAAUUUUUACAUUUACAAAUAAGAUGCACGACCCAGCAUUACAGUAAUCUAGGAAAUUAAAUUAGAUACCAUUUUUCUAACAUUUCAUUGCAUAUAAUUUUCUAUGGUCAUCUUCUAGUCUCUUCACAGCUUACUCUUAUUUACCUCUUGCCAUUUUGCAGGAGAAUGUGUAGUUUACUCCUAUCCACAGACAAAAGCUUGGGGUCCACUAGAGCUUCCAGUGUCUCAAGGAUCUGAGGCUGCAAAGUGUUAAGUCUCCCCUGCAGUUUGCUGAUCUAGAUAACAACACGAUCCUUCAUAAGAAUUAAAGCAAUCCCUUUAGAAUGACUUGGGCAACUGACUCCUGUCUCUGAACACAAAAUUCACAGUAACACGCAGUUAAGACAAUCUGCUUUCUAAUGCCCCAGAAAUACUUGCUAUAGGGAUACCCCUUACAAGAUAAAGCCGGUGCAAAAUACAGUAUUUUAUAGAAGUGAUUUGCACUGAACUGAAACCCAGUGACAAGCACACCAACAAGGCUGAUAAAGCUAACACACUGGUUGUCGAGGAAUAUCAUAUUAGCAUUAGCAAGCACAGGCUUUUAAGGAUAGCUAGAAAUCAUUAUCUGACUCCUGCCCAAGAGGCCAAAAACCUCAGCACUUUUGUGUGACUUCCAUUUCAGCUACGGCAUGUCUCCAGAAAGGUACUCUGAUUGCUUUUUUAAUUGUUCAAAUGAUAGUGAAGCCAUUGCAUCCAACUAGUGCUUUCUUGGGAACGGAAUGGAAACACACAUACAUAGAAAACCAUAAAAACUAAAGCAACAAAAGCCGAAACCAAAACAGAACUCCUAGAGUAAGUGCGUAAUACAUAGACAAAUGCAUAUGUAUAAAUAUUAACACAAGAAUAAAUUAAUACUGUCCUUUCUAUGAAGAAACAACCUCCAAAACAAUUUAAGUAAACAUGAGAUAGCUCACCCGGUACUGCAGGAUUGCUUCUAUGGCUCGGAAUUCAAAGGGCAGGGAAUAUGUAACUAGUUGACCUUCCCCAGCCAGCUGAGAUGCUAGUUCAUUGAAGAGCCAGUGUUCCAGAUUUAAAUUACGAUAAUCUAGUAUCAGAAGAAACUCUGGUGUUAUGACAGCCUUCAAGAACUGAAAAAGACAGUACAUGUAGGAGUCUGAAAAAAACCUCUCUGAAGAUUUGUCAUAACUCUGUAGUAUAUUUGAUAAUUUAGGCUUUGAUAAAGCCACUCUUCAAAUGUAUUUUCAGGCAGGAAAAUAACAGAAUCUCAUGCUAACUGCUAACUAGUGGAUUCCCCAUGGUUCAGACACAACACUGUCCCAGCGGUGGUGUGACUGAGAAGAGGCUCCUCGUAAGCCUUUACUUCUAGGACUAUGUUAGUAAUGUUUCUCCUGUGGUCAACUAGGAAAAUGGUCAUUAACACAUAGUACUGGUAAACCCAUACCUCUGAUUGCUAGGUACAGCUCCAAAGACACAUUUACUGCUGGACUGCACAUCACAGAGAACUGGUAUUAGAAGAACUGCGCAAGAAAACGCAAGUGCAAGGAUAAGACAUGGUUCACGUUUACACUCAGCUAUAGGGAAACCCGUUACCUCCAUUCUCAGGAUGAUCCUGUUGUUCCUAGUAGCGAUGCUCAUUAGGUGCUGAAAUCUUAGAUCUCGAGCUUGAAGACCCAGUUCCUGGUACAAUUCUGUUUUCUUCUUUUC